This is a messenger RNA of Beta vulgaris subsp. vulgaris (sugar beet), 474 nucleotides long. Its product is annotated as general transcription and DNA repair factor IIH subunit TFB5-like. Gene Ontology annotation, cellular component: transcription factor TFIIH holo complex; transcription factor TFIIH core complex. Bases 252 to 464 code for a protein of 70 amino acids. NCBI's taxonomy places the organism in Eukaryota, Viridiplantae, Streptophyta, Magnoliopsida, Caryophyllales, Amaranthaceae. Gene Ontology annotation, biological process: transcription by RNA polymerase II; transcription initiation at RNA polymerase II promoter; nucleotide-excision repair. The transcript has 2 exons. The record is from RefSeq and is a predicted model, not a curated record.
GUUGUCCCAUAAAGCCCAACAAAUUAUAAAAGAAAAAAAAAUUUUCUGAAGAAACUUAACUGGAAUUAGCUUUCUUGUUUCCUUUUUGUUGUAUGAUAAUGCUCUUUAGACUCCGUCAUAAAAAUUAAUCCUUACACAUGUCCGAUUUUCUUUUUGCUGUUGGAUUUAUGCUUUGUCGUAUGACAUCAAGAUUUUAAAAUUACCACUUGACUCCAUUUGAUCAUCUAUACAUCAGGUGAAGCUACUCUAUCAUGGUGAAUGCCACCAAAGGAUUCUUCAUCUUCUGUGACAUACCAAUGGCUCAAUUCAUUAUCCAUAUGAAUGUUCACUGCCAGCAAAACCAGAAAUUCAUAAUACGCGUCCUAGAUAAUACUCACUUAUUUGUGCAACCUCACGCGGCUGAGAUGAUAAGAAGUGCCAUGUCCGAGUUCAAAGAAGCGAACACUUACAAGAAACCUCCUUAAUGUAACUAAU